UCCACUCUGCAACUCUGUGAAGUCCUGUGAGAAGCAUCAGCCAUGAGGAUCCUGUUCCUGCUCAUCCCCUUGUUCCUCCUGUUGGUCCCAGGUGCUGCAGCAGGAAAACAUGCCAAGUGCAUCCGACGAGGAGGAUUCUGUGCUCUGGGGGGCUGUCGUUUCCCCUAUAAAUAUGUGGGAGUUUGUUCAACACUGAGUCACUGCUGCAAAAUCUCUGUGAACAUCUAG
Messenger RNA from Haemorhous mexicanus (house finch), 228 nucleotides. Its product is annotated as gallinacin-3-like. Bases 43 to 228 code for a protein of 61 amino acids. The record is from RefSeq and is a predicted model, not a curated record. Gene Ontology annotation, biological process: defense response. The transcript is spliced from 3 exons. NCBI's taxonomy places the organism in Eukaryota, Metazoa, Chordata, Aves, Passeriformes, Fringillidae. Gene Ontology annotation, cellular component: extracellular region.